ACUCUCACUAUAUAUAUUUACGCACCCACACACUAGUUCCUUUGUCCAACCACACCAUUCACCAAAAAAUUUCCAACCCUACCUCAUCACUCAUCACUCAUCACUCAUCACCAACAAAUUAAAGAAAGAUCACCAAGUUAAUUAAGCUACAUUACAAUGGUUUCAGAAAGUAACCAAUUCAACUCCAAGAGUGUAUGUGUCAUAGGAGCAGGGCCUUCCGGCCUCGUGGCGGCUAGGGAGCUAAGGAAAGAAGGUCACAAAGUGGUAGUCAUUGAGCAAAACCAUGACAUUGGAGGGCAAUGGCUCUAUGACUCGAAAAUCGAAGACGAAGAUCCUUUAGGAAUGGCAAACAAGUUUCUUAAGGUUCAUAGUAGUAUGUAUGAAUCUCUAAGGUUAGCUUCUCCUAGGGAAAUCAUGGGGUACACCGACUUCCCUUUCGUCGAAAAGAAGGGAAGGGACAUGAGGAGGUUUCCAAGCCAUAGGGAAGUUUUCUUGUACCUUAAGGAUUUUUGUCAAUUUUUUCAGUUGAGGGAUAUCAUAAGGUUUAAUACUAGGGUUGAGUAUGUGGGCAUGGACAUGGUGGUUGAUGAGUUUUUAUUUGGUGAUGAGGUUAAAAAAGACUUGAGAUGGGUUGUCAAAAGUAAAGAGAAGAAGAGUGAUCAAGUGGUGGAAGAGGUGUUUGAUGCGGUGGUUGUUGCUAGUGGUCACUAUUCUCGACCUAGGUUGCCUUUUAUUAAAGGUAUGAAUUCAUGGAAAAGAAGACAAAUCCAUAGUCAUGUCUAUCGGGUACCAGAUUCAUUUCGUGAUGAGGUAGUGGUGAUUGUAGGAAGUUCAAUGACGGGACAAGAUCUGUCAAUGGAAUUAGUAGGAGUAGCAAAGGAAGUCUAUGUCAGUUCCAGAUCCCCUGUAUCUGAAGGUUACACCAAAGUAUUUGCUAAGCAUAAAAAUCUGCAUCUUUGUCCACAGAUUGAGUCUCUUGAAGAAGAUGGAAGAGUGUUGUUUGUGGAUGGCUCCUGUGUUAUUGCCGAUAGCAUUAUAUAUUGCACCGGGUAUUUAUAUACAUUUCCGUUUCUUGACACCAAAGGAAUUAUUGAGGUGGAUGAUGAUCGAGUUGGACCUUUAUACCAGCACACCUUCCCUCCUUCACUUGCUCCUUCGCUUUCCUUCAUAGGAAUCCCUAGAAAGAUCAUAGGGUUCCCUUUCUUCGAGUCACAAGCAGUAUGGAUUGCUCAGCUACUCUCUGGGAAAAAAACAUUGCCUUCUUGGGAAGAAAUGAUGAAGUCAAUUAAAGAGUUCUAUCACUCUAGGGAGGCUUCUGGCAUCCCGAAGCACAACACUCAUGACAUUGCCAAUUUUGAGUAUUGUGACAGAUAUGCAGAUGAAGUGGGAUUUCCACGCCUAGAAGAAUGGAGGAAGGAACUAUGUAUUUCAGCUCUUAUAAAUGCGGAGGCAAAUUUGGAGAUAUAUCGUGAUGUUUACGACGACUUUGAACUUCUUCAAGUAGCUCGUCAAAGCCCUCAUUUCACUCAACUUGGAGCACAAGCAUUUGAAUUAUAAAAACAAUACUCCUACUAGACUUCGGCCAGCUCAGCAAAUCAAUGUCAAGCAGUAAUUUAUGCAAAACAACAUACCACAGUUCCAGUUCAAGAGAAAUGAGACUUACAUAUUAUUUUCCUUUUCACGUAUUGAUGGAGAGACUCCAUGUACUGCCCUGCAUGCAGUUUUUUGAAUGACGUUAGUAACAGAACCAGCAAUAUGUGCCAUGUUUAUUACAGAUGCUUUCUAUCUUGAUGAAGAAAAAUUAAUAAUACUUGAACUCAUUAGGCAAUUAA
Molecule: messenger RNA, 1832 nt
Organism: Beta vulgaris subsp. vulgaris (sugar beet)
Lineage: Eukaryota; Viridiplantae; Streptophyta; Magnoliopsida; Caryophyllales; Amaranthaceae
Product: flavin-containing monooxygenase FMO GS-OX-like 9
Exons: 7
Coding region: 157-1557 (466 amino acids)
Molecular function (GO): NADP binding; N,N-dimethylaniline monooxygenase activity; flavin adenine dinucleotide binding
Source: RefSeq, a predicted model, not a curated record